AUGACCGCUAUCUGUCAGAAUGCAAACACGUUCCUGAUCUCUGCACGAGGCGCCUCAAGAGCGCCACGCAAAGCCUUUGCCUAUGACUUCAACCACAAUCGUGCUACACGGCGUCGAGGACGGGUAUGUCCAUCAGGACGACGCGGAUGGACCUCUCGACAUACAUGUCCAGAGAUUGCUGGCUCGGGUAACCAGGCGCAGCCAGAUGUCUUCCGUGCGGAUGGGCUACCAUGGUACACGACAGCCUUGGAACCAAAUCUUCCAGCUAUUGCUGGAAAGGUGCUCCGCCACAGACGUUCCAAUGGCCAGGUUGUUGAGCUAUCGGGUGUAAAGUACACAUGUGACGAGUUCCCGCCUGCCACGUGGAUCCAGGGAGGAUCCGGACUUCGGAACGCCGAGCCGUCCUACACCCGAUGCGCCGGAUUUCGUUGCGAGAGAGCUGAAGGUGGCAGGGACGCGGAGCAGAACUGGCAGGCUGCUGGGCAUAACCAACUUCGGCGCACACUCAUAACACUGGCAGGAAACUGCAUUCCUGGCUGGACUGAAACCUCCGAUUCACCGCUGAUGUUCUACUUCCGAAUGGUGAACGAGGAAAACGACACCCCCGUGAGGAUAUACGAAGCAGAUACUUCCACUGAUACCGAAAGAGAGGUUGAUACAACACCAUUGGGGACGCGGUCUGCCCGCGAAAGGGUUCAGGAAUUGAGGAAGAGAUCUCUUAAGGACUACAUGGAAUGGGCAGACACAGUCCCUCUUCACGAGCUCAGCAGCCACGGUUUUGGGGUGAAAACACAUCACAUCUUCAAGAAUCAAAGUUCCGCUCCGAUGGAUCUCGACAAGAGUGCAUUGAAUAUGUUCCAACACAUGAACUAUUCGCGAAGUACUAUUGCUGCUCGGAGCGAUACAGAGCGGCCAAACGACUGGAGCUUCGAGUUGGGUACCGUUGGAGGCUUUCGCCAAAAAGACCAGCAUUCCGAAUUUGAGCGUGGAGACUCGUUCAGCAGCCGGACAGACUCGGCUGACAGUACUUUGCUUUCCGACACGGAUGCACUUGCAAAGAACUUCACGACUGCAAGAAUUGCUGCCGCUACGAGGAUCGUUGAGGAAGCAUUGAACAGGUCAGCAGAAUACAACCAAGCGCGGUGGGAAAACAUGUCCCGCAAUCAGUAUCGCCUUAAACCCGGAACGAUCGUUGGAGGGUCAGGUGACGUCCUGAAUCCUGUACUGGGGAAGAAAAGAUUAGUCUUAGACUUCGUUGUUACCCCGGAGAUUGAGGCGGCAGCAGCACUUCUAACUGAGUUCGAAGCCUUUGGCAUGUCGGCCAACAACCAAACCACAACGGGCCGUAACGUAACCGAUCGAGUGAGUAUUGCAUCAGCAGCAGCUGCUGGUUCAUUCUGGAUGGAGACUAUAACAAGGAAAGGGACGGUUCCUUGGGGUAACGACCCUUCUUACAAGGUCUUUCGAAACGUCAAAGAUUACGGAGCAAAGGGCGAUGGCAAGACUGACGACACAGCCGCGAUCAAAAAGGCUAUGGAUGAAGGCAAGCGCUGUGGAAAAGGUUGCAAUGGCUCAAGCACCAAGAACGCUAUCGUCUACUUUCCCCAAGGAACCUAUCUCAUCAGUACUGUUAUUCCUGUUUACUUCGGUACGCAACUUAUCGGCGACGCCACCAAAUGGCCCACAAUUGUGGCCUCUUCAAGAUUUAUCGGAACUGCUGCCUUAUCUACCAACGAAUACACUGGCGGCGGUACUGGUAUAGACGGCAGCGAUCAGGAAUGGUAUGUCAAUACCGCAAGCUUUUACCGACAGAUCAGAAACUUCAAGAUCGACGUCACGCAGACGAGAGCGGCGUCACAAGUUGCUUGUAUUCACAAUCAAGUUGGACAAGCUACUAGUCUCCAGUUCUUGGAGCUGACCGCAAAGUCUGGCACUAAACAGCGGGGUAUUGCAUCGGAAAAUGGCAGUGGAGGGGUAUUGGCCGAUAUUACAUUCAAAGGUGGCGCAUACGGCUUGUGGGGUGGAAGUCAACAGUUUACGGUGCAACGCAUGGUUUUCGAUGGGUGUGCGACAGCAGUGCAUCUUAUGUGGGAUUGGUCAUUCACGUGGAAGUCCAUCACCAUCAAGAACGCCGACAUUGGUUUCAAGCUGCUGCCUGAAGAGAAGACGUCGACUGCCAAUCCGACCAAGCGAGCUACUCAGGAGAACGGAAACAUCGGUUCUACCAUGAUCCUCGACUCCACGUUUUCGAACGUUGGGACAGCAGUUCUUGUUGGCCCACUCAAUUCUGCCCCUGGCUCCGGCAGUACCGGGCUUGUACUGGAGAACAUUGCCAUGAGCGGCGUACAGAAAGCCGUGGCGGACAGCAGCGGAAAGACAAUUCUUGCCAGCACCGCGAAGAUCGACCAAUGGGUUGCUGGACCUAUCUACAGUCCAAAGAGAGAAUUCUCGAUGGGCAAAUCGACUACAUACAAGAAACCGGCUGGUCUUUUGGAUUCCAAGGGUGCGUACUUUGAACGUGCAAAGCCACAGUAUGAGGACAAGUCGGCAAGCGACUUUGUCCACCUCAAAAACUUCGGUGCCAAGGGGGACGGUGUAACGGACGAUACGAGUGCAGUUCAGAGCGCGUUGUGGGCUGCUAAAGGAAAGAUUCUUCACGUCGACGCCGGCACCUACAUACUCAAGCGCACCGUCACAAUUCCCAGUGGAAGCAAGCUUGUCGGCGAAACGUGGUCACAAUUCGCCGCAUCUGGCACCUUCUUCGGAGAUGCUAACAAUCCAAAGGCCAUGCUUUCUGUCGGUAAUCCAGGUGACGUUGGUGAGGUGGAGAUGCAGGAUUUGAUGUUCACGACCAAAGGACGGCGAUUCUGGUUCAGUGGAACAUCAAGGCAUCCAAGCCAGGACUGUCAUGUUCGCAUUGGAGGCGCAGCCGGCACGUCACUGAACCCGGAUGAGUGCCCGCCUGUGACAUCGGGAGUCAACGCGAACUGUCAGGGCGCCUCUUUGAUGAUGCAUAUCACCCCGAAAGCAUCUGGGUACUUUGAAAACAUGUGGCUUUGGGUGGCGGAUCACAUGAUUGAUGACGCAGAUUUAGUCGAUCCUAACAGUCCUAUGACGCAGACUUCAGUCUACGUCGCUCGCGGUCUGCUUGUCGAAAGCCAAUCACCAACGUGGAUGUAUGGCACUGCCUCCGAGCAUGCGGUCUUCUAUCAAUACAAUUUCAAUAAGGCGAAGAACAUCUUUGCGGGCAUGAUUCAGACCGAGUCACCGUACUAUCAGCCAACGCCCAAGGCGCCAGCACCCUUCGAAAAGGCCGUCGGAAAGUUUUCGGGUGAUCCCAAGUAUCAAUGCGAUGGCAAGGACUUUGACGGCUGCGAUUCAUCCUGGGCUGUCAUGAUACGCGAAAGCAGCGACAUCAUCAUCGGUGGAGCUGGCCUCUAUUCAUGGUUUUCGACGUACACACAAGACUGUAUCGAUGGCCAGACUUGCCAAAAGGCACUUUUGUGGCUUGAGAAGAAUGGACGCAACAUUCGGGUGCACCAUCUCAUCACUAUCGGAGCAAAGUAUAGUCUCGUUCAAGAUGGCCGCGCUAUUGCAGCCAAAGACAACCUCAACGUCGAGAGACAUCCGCACUGGUCCCAAAUAACCGUAUUUGAAGCGUCCAAGAACGAAAUCCAUUGGAUUGACCCCAAGAUCUGGGACCUGGACGAGCCGACUGUGUGGUGUGAGCCGCCAUGCCAACUCAAGCUCCCGCCCUGGGAGAAGAGCACUAGCACUCUCAAUUACCCAGUUGUGAUUGCCACUGGCGAGGGUUGGACGACAGCGAUUACUAAUAGCCCUGUUACAGUCACUCAAUGGGUCAUGGAAGUACUCACGGUUGGCGGUACGGCUUCUGAGGCGGCUGCAGUUACGGCAAAAGCUCGUCGCGAUGAAGUGAUCACCUCCGUCAAGCCAACGUUCACAAGUACUCCUGUUUGGCCAUCUUUAGUUUUCCGAGGUGGCGACGGUAAACAGAGCACAACCAGGCCGGCCAAACCAACGCAUCCAGGAUCACCAGACUGGCCGUUAAACGCGCUCGUCGUGAAGAGGGGUGAUCCAUCGCCAGUCGUCGAGCAGUGUAGCUUCUACGAUCCUGAUUGUUCUCCGGGAGGCUGGGAUAGUCAGUGGACUUUUGGAGGUAUGGAUGAACCCAGCGUCGAAGAAACCCUUGAAGACGAUGGACUUCCCUGCCCGUCCCCAACGGAAGAAGAAAGUUCAACUCCAACACCGACUCCGACACCAAAGCCUCCAACCGUCGAGUUCGAUAUACCCGAUACCAAGAACAACAAAAGGAGAUGCUAUCAUGCUAGCCAAUGGACAUCGCAUUCUCGAAUCAAAGAUGCGGCGAACCACCUUUGCGGAAUCAUCAAGUCUCGCGGUAGACUUGGACCUGGAGAUAUUGUGAAGCAAACGUUCUCAUAUUCGUAUGAUCAAUCUGAACUGGGAGCUAUUGGUGUCGAAACUUCGCUGGAGGUUAAGGCAGGGUGCGAGUUUGUUUACUCUGACGCUGCUUGCGAUAGAUACGUCAAUGUGCCUAUCGACAGCUGCAACUGUGCUGGGGAGAAUGGCAAGCAAGGUGGUGAAGUGGAGAACAAUUGCUACAAGUGGCGGCUUGAUCCUGAGAAGGAGGCCUAG
Messenger RNA from Alternaria rosae, 4674 nucleotides. Its product is annotated as pectate lyase superfamily protein-domain-containing protein. NCBI's taxonomy places the organism in Eukaryota, Fungi, Ascomycota, Dothideomycetes, Pleosporales, Pleosporaceae. The record is from RefSeq and is a predicted model, not a curated record. Bases 1 to 4674 code for a protein of 1557 amino acids. Gene Ontology annotation, molecular function: polygalacturonase activity. The transcript is spliced from 10 exons.